Molecule: messenger RNA, 1258 nt
Organism: Nerophis ophidion (straightnose pipefish)
Lineage: Eukaryota; Metazoa; Chordata; Actinopteri; Syngnathiformes; Syngnathidae
Gene: srr
Product: serine racemase
Exons: 6
Coding region: 103-1146 (347 amino acids)
Biological process (GO): L-threonine catabolic process; L-serine catabolic process
Molecular function (GO): threonine deaminase activity; L-serine ammonia-lyase activity
Source: RefSeq, a predicted model, not a curated record
GUCCGACUGGAAAGCGGAACAUUAUAUUUUAGCUGGAAACAAACUCCGCGGGGCUGUUACACACUACUUGUGUUUUGGUGAUUAAGCUGUGUCUCUGCACAGAUGGGUGAGAAUGUGUCUGCUGAUAGUGUCACCCUGGAUCUUCUGUUAGAAGCCAGGCAGACAGUCAAAAGUAGUCCUUUGGGGGUCAUCAACACCCCUAUGGUCCCUUGGAGCCAGACCACCUUGCCUCUCAACAAGGCUUGCAACAUCCACAUCAAACUGGAGAACAUGCAACGAACCGGGUCCUUUAAAAUAAGAGGCGUGGCCAAUCAGUUUGCCAGGAGACCAAAAGGUGGUCAUUUUGUCACCAUGUCUGCUGGGAAUUACGGGAGGUCGUUUGCGUACGCCUCAAAACACUACGGCUGGAAAGGCAAAGUGGUGAUGCCCGAAACCGCCCCGGUGUCCAGAUCCGUCCUCAUACAGGGUUUCGGGGUCGACGUGGAGCGAGUUCCCACUUCCUGUCUGAUGAAUGAGGUGACGCGUUGCGUUCAGGAGCACAACAUGACUUUCCUGCACUCCUACGACAACCUGGAUCUCAUAGCAGGGCAUGCCAGGUACACUGAAGGUUGGAAUAACGAGGAAGAAAUGCCAACGAGUCACCUUAUAAUUGUGCGCGCGUUCAGUCUGGGCCUGGAGAUCCUGGAGGUGGUGCCCGAGCCCGACGUGGUGGUGGUGUGCUGCGGGGGAGGUGGACUGCUGGCCGGAGUGGCGGCUGCAGUCAAGCUGUCAGGAUGUGAGAUGAGCAGAAUCUAUGGGGUGGAACCAGAAGGAGCCUGUACCAUGCACAGGAGCUUCAUAGAAAAGAGGCCAGUGGCCAUGGACACACACAGUGUUGCGUCAGGACUUGCACCGCCGUUUGCAGGCACGCUGCCCUACGAGCUGUGCCAGCGUUACGUGGAAGGAAUCGUCCUGGUGAGCGAUGACGACAUCAAGGCCGCCGUGUCCGCCCUCUACAAGGCAGGUCUGGUGGUGGAGCCGUCAGGCUCCGCAGCCUUUGCCGCCAUCGCUUCCAACAAGAUCCCCGAACUUGAAGGGAAGAACGUUGUGUGCAUCCUCAGUGGCGGGAACAUCGGCAAAGACGAGCUUGGAAACUUCCCAGACUGACAAGACGAGUCUGCAACUCAAUAAUGGAGUCAACAGUAAAAUUAGAAAUAAAAAAGUUUAGUUUUUUAAUACAGUUUUUGCAUUUUUGAAGCACAUUAAAAUGAUGGUGCUA